UUUUUGUUAAGGCCCGACAAUGAGAGGACUUUUGCUAAAUAUUGGGCUCAACCCAAAUGAAAAAAGGGACAGCAGCACCAACUAGCAGCCCAAAAAGAGAAAAAGAUGAGCUGAGUUUUAAUCCCGAGAAAAGGAGCCGCAGGAGCAACUUCUAUUCCAUUCAUUCUCCUUAUCUUCACAAAAACGCAACAGUUAGAAGACCAAGCACCUGCAAUUUUUCUUUUCUGUUCAUUUAGCAACAAGCAGUAGGUAGAAAUUUUUCCUUUCGUUUCUGGUCAAUUAGCCGCAGCAAGCCUCAAGAAUCUGGGAGGGCUCUAAACUUCACUUUUCUUUCAAUUGCUUCCCUUCUAAUUUAGAUUUUGAGCAAGUAUUGUAAGUUUACUCAUCAUUUACAUCAUUAGUUCUUGAAUUUGGAUUGAAUUUCGAAUAUGUUUGUCUCCAAGUAGUAAUUUCAGAUUUUCCAUUAAGUACUCAUAAUCCAGUUUUUAUCUAGCUCCUUAUCAUGCUAAUCAAUAUUAUUGUGAUGUUAAUUUUAAUUAUGAGUAGCUAAUUUCAUAUAGGGUUUGAAUUGGGGCUAGGGUUCAUGGGUUCUUGAGGGUGUGAAUUUAGUUUUUUGAAAUUCAAUUAAUUUUCUGGAACAUUGUAUGAGACUAGUCAUAAUUGUCUAUAUGAAUUUGAUCACCUCAUAUAUGAAUUUCUGGAUUUAAUUCAAUUCUUGUCUAUGAGAAAUUGAGUUAAAUUAGCUCGGAUCUUGUACAAGCAAUUUGAUCUUAGAAAUAAGUUAGGAUUGUGAAAAUAUGAUUUAAUUCUUGUCUAUGAGAAUUUAUUUCAUUUUCUUUCCAGGAGUAAUUGAGAAUUAAUUAACUUAAUUCUAAUCCCGAAAGAACACCCAGAACCCGAACCGUCCAAUUUGAACCCUGUUUUAAUAUUCUGAAUCAAUUUACUUAUUUUUUUCAUCUAUUUAUUUUUGCACUUGCUGUUAGUUAAUUUUUUUAAUCACCCAUAAAAAAGAAAUUAUUCGGAAAGAUUACCAUGACUUGUGCUAGCCUGUGAUCACAGAUUGUAUUUAAAACUUCCUUUUUGCCACUCCUUGAGAGACGAUACUCGUGGUCUGGUUAUUCUUCGGAUUAGCCAACUACGUUUUACUCACUAAAAAAAUACACCGAUCAAAUGGCGCCGUUGCCGGGGAGUGGCACGGUUGUUUGUUAAGUACUUUUCUGUGGAAUAGGUAAAAGCAAGUCGGUGAGACUUUCUAUUUUUUUUCUGUUAUUUGUUUGUCGUUUUUGGUGUUCUUUGCACGUGAACUAAGCUGCAGGAACUAGUGUAUGCGCACUCGCUCCUCGGAGGAACAAGAUUUAAUUGCAGGUUAUUCUGAUCCUGAGCGCUUAUUCCGAGGACGAGCUAAAAGGCGUUUGCUAGAAGACUUGGAGAAAAUGGCCGAUCAGACAACUCUAGAGACGCUGACGCCUAAUUAUGUGGCGAGAAAUAGCAUUGGGGCACCCACCAUUGAGGCCAACAAUUUUGAAAUCAAACCGGCCAUGAUCCAGAUGCUUGCUAAUAAUCCAUUUUGUGGAUACGCCCAUGAAGAUCCAAUGGAGCAUAUUGAGAGCUUUAUUCAGACUUGUGCCACGUUCAAAUAUAACGGGGUAUCCAGCGAGGCAGUGAGGUUGACUUUAUUCCCAUUCUCUUUGAGAGACAAGGCAUCGCGGUGGCUCCGUAGCUUUCCAAACGGGCAUUUUGAUACAUGGGAGAAACUUCAUCAAGCAUUUAUGCAGGAGUAUUUUCCUCCCUCUGCCGCUAUCAAGGUUCAGACAGAAAUUCUCAAUUUCACUCAAGCUCCGACCGAGACAUUCAGUGAAGCAUGGGAUAGGUUGAAGAUGUUAAAAAGGAAAUGCCCUGAAACAUUCAUGAAUGCAGCCACAAUUAUGUGCAGAUUUUAUAAUGGUCUUCGGCUGGAGUAUAUGAGAGAACUAGACCGGGCAGCUCAGGGGGGUAUGUUUCUAAAAUUAUCCCCACAGGCGGAAGAGCAAAUAAUUGAAAACUUGGCUUCAAAUGACAAGUAUUGGUAUGCGGGUAAAGAGAGAGCUCAAAAUCCACCCGGUUUGCUCAAUCUUGAUCCCAUCACUGCACUUACAGCGAAGAUUGAGGGGCUGGUAGUGGAAGUGAAAGACUUGAAGGCGCAGACCUCUCAACAGCAGCAAGUUCAUAAUAUUGGGGCAUAUCAGCCCUCUUAUCCUAUGUAUUCUGCCCCACUUCCUGUUCGAACAAGCUAUCCAAGCCCAACCGGCCAAGAACUCGCUUUAUCUUGCGAGAUGUGCAUGGGAGCUCACCUCACUCACACAUGUCCUCUUUAUGUUCAUAAUCAGGCAUCACCAGUGGUCCAGAAUGUUAAUUUCAUGGACUAUGGUCAAGGCCAGAGAGGAGGUGGACAAUUUUUCAACAAUCAAAGUCAGAGGGGAAACUUUCAGCAAGGAGGAGGCUCAUGGAGACCUGAAAAUCAGAAUCAAGGGCAGCGGAAUGCCCCUAAUUUUCAAGCAAAUUUCCAGAAUAGAGGCCAUCCAAACCAGCCCGCUUAUGUCCCGCCUCAUCAAAGACAGCUUGAGCAGCCUCCUGUAAAUGCAGCGCUAGAGAAAACAGUGGCUGAAUUAGCCAAAAACCAAGCAGAGAUGCACCAGCGUUUUAGCAACCUUGAAGCUCUUAUCCGCCAGCUUGGCUCAAGUGUUUCAAGAGACCCGGGCAGCCUUCCGAGUUCAACAGAACCCAAUCCAAGGGAGCAAGUGCAGGCCGUUACGCUACGAAGCGGGAGAACACUUCCAGAAGUUUCUACUCCGCCAAUGCCUCAACAAGAUGAUGACCAGCAGCUUCAAGGCCCCAAAUCCCAUGUUGAAGAACCAGUGGCUACCCCUAUUCCAGCCAAGAGUGAAGAAGUCCAGAAUGAAGAAGCUCAGAAGAAAAAGGAGAGUAAGAAGACUCCACCCCUUCCGUUCCCUACACGGGUGAAGAGAAACAACGAUAACACGAACUUGAUCAGAUUCAUGGAGCAUCUGAAGCAGCUCCAUAUCAAUAUGCCAUUCAUGGAAGCAUUGACAGAGAUGCCGAGGUACGCGAAGUUUCUAAAGGACCUCCUCAUGAAAAAGAGGAGGUGGGAAGAGCCCGAAGUUGUGGAUCUCAAUGCAGAAUGUUCAGCAGUUGUUCUGAAGACCAUGCCUCCGAAACGAAAAGAUCCAGGGAGUUUUCUUGUACCUUGUUCUAUUGGAAAUUUUAAGUUUAAUAAUGCUUUAGCUGAUCUGGGAGCGAGCAUCAAUUUGAUGCCUUCCUCUGUGGUCAUGAAACUUGGCUUGGGUGAACUUAAGCCCACUCGUAUGAGCCUCCAGCUAGCGGACCGAUCGGUGAAAUACCCGAAAGGAAUUCUAGAGGAUGUAUUAGUACGAGUGGACAAGUUCAUAUUCCCUGUCGAUUUUGUGGUCAUGGACAUGGAGGAAGAUCGUGAGACGCCACUUAUUUUAGGGAGGCCCUUUCUGGCUACUGCUAGGGCCCUUGUUGAUGUUGCUGAUGGUUCACUUUCUCUGAGAGUUGGAGAUGAUGUGUGUACUUUCAAACUCUCAGAGGUGACGGGUAAGGCCUCAGACCCCACUGAAUCAUGCAAUUAUGUUGAUAUGUUUGAGUCAGUGGAGGGGUAUUUGUUUGGAGGCGAUAGUGAUAUUACCCCACCAGAUAGUGACAUUCAUUAUAUGGGGGAUGUUGUUGCCAGAAAUGAAGAAGAAAUGACUGUUGAUUGCGAGCAGGUGAUUAGGGAUGAUGUUUUCCCUGAGUUGCUUACUGAGUUUGAGGAGCAGUCCACUGAUAAGGUUACUCCUAAACUCAAACCGCUCCCUAGUCACCUGGAGUAUGCGUUUUUGGACACAGAGGGCCAGCACCCUGUUAUUAUUUCAGCUCAGUUAGAGUCGGGACAAAAGGAAAAAUUGGUGACAUUUAUGCGUUGUUAUGAUAGCUAUCUUUAAAAAGUUUAUUGGUGACUUUAAGGAGGUUCUAAGCCUUGAGCCAGGUUAGGAAUGAGAAUCUUUGUCAAGCUAGUGACGUUAAAGAAGCGCUUUUGGGAGGCAACCCACUAAAAAAAAAAUUAACAAAAAAAAAAUAGAAUUAAGAGUUUAUUAUUUCUUGUUUUUGCAUUUUUUCCCCUUUGUUUUUGUGAUUUCGUCUUGUGGUUUUGUGGUUGGAUUUCUUUGUUGAAUUGUAGGUGCUGCAUGGUGAUCAUUGACUGGUCUUGAUGAAGAAACGUUCUGUGUUGAUGGGGCUAUUCAGCUGCUGCAGUUUCACAUCAGGUCAUUGAGCUGAAUUCGUAUUCAAGACCUGCACUUGCUCAAAAAGUGAAGAUUUUGACAGACUGAGGGAGAUUCUUGAUGACGCCACAUGCUGAUUUUUUUAGGACUAGAGCAGCUGGCCUUUGAGGUGCAGAUGGAGGAGUUCCAGUAGCUCUCUUUCGGACGGAAAGCAAAAUUCGUACUUAGUACUUCUGGGAACAACAUUUUGCACAGGAGACAUAGAGUUUCAAGCUCCUUUUAGCUUGAAAAGACACGGGACCAGAUCUGUUUAGCGGGUUCUUCACUUCCUCAUGAGGAGUAAACCUCCAUGGUAGCAGCCAGAACGCGAGCUAACCCACCGGGCAGCAGUUCACACAUCAAGUUAGGUCGUGGGUCACUACCUUGACCUGUCUUCUUCUCCCACGAAUGAACUGGCCAGCCUCAGUAAGUAUUAUUGCAGCAUUCCAGUGGCAGGAUUCAGCGGCCUCUACACGUCUAGGAGAGUCAUUCCAGUUCGAUGAUCAUAGUUUUAGGCACACUACCAGAUUUUCCACCACAGGAGAUCGAGGAAGCAUCAAAUGCAGAGUCUUAAAGUUAUUCUGUGUUGACAUAUCACCACCAGAGACCGAGGAGCUAGUUGAUGCGGAGAUAUGAAGUAUUCUGGAGGUUAUUCACCAUCGUUUGGCUUGUACGGUAAUCUGCCAACUUUUACUACGCUGCUAAUAAUGUGUGUUUACUCUCAUAUUACUCCUUUGUUGAAUUGUGUUGAUUAUUAUUCUGAUUAUGAUGUGCUGCCGGGCUGAAAAUCAUUUUAUUCUUAAACUUGCCCCUGUUAUUUCUGUUUUGAUCUUUUCUUUGACCUCGAGGGCGAUGUCACCCCUAAGUGUGGGGAGGUUUGCUUGUAGCUUGGACAUGACAUUUGGUGAUGAAGUUAUUCUGCCCAAAAACAUUUUGAGGUGCACGAGGUUUUUUCUGGUUUAGCAACGCAACAGAGGUAACUUGUUAAUCUUUAUUUUCUUUUGUAAACUUCCAUCUCCUCCAUCUUUCUUGGAAAGAAUUAGUAAUGGUGUAAACAUCGGGGUGGUGUGUAUGUUCGUGGGAAAUGUUGGCAUGUUGGAUGGUUUGAUUUGUGUUGAUUAAAUUCGGUUUUACUCGUGAUUCACUAGUUCGCAUUGAUAAUUCCUUGACUGGCCAAGUGUUGAAAAUCCUUACUCCGUAAGGAGCUCUGCUUUCUAAGCAUAUCGGGAUAACUUCAUGCUAAGCAAGUAACUGAUUCUUGUAAUGGGGUUACACUUCAUGUGUCGAGAAUUUCAUCCCUGAAAUGGGGCUCUGCUCAUCUCGCGAAUCACCCUGUGUGAGAGUUGAGUACACAGUAAUGAGAUAAACUCCCAGACCCUAGAGCUUGAAUCAGUCUUGUAAUCCAGAACCUGGUCAACUUUUCUUAUUAAAAAAAAAACAGAAUCACGAGUAUACCGGUUUUUAUCACACAAUUCUUGGGUUUUUGGAAUAAUUUAUGGUUUGGAUUUUACACACCUACACCAUUGGGACCAUCAUGCUUUUCUUUACAUUUUAGUCGGUUGGAGAGGAAUUUUACUUUUGAAAAUAUUGUUUAACAUGUAAAUCUUAGUUUUGUUGUUAAAGAAGAAAAGCCCUUGUGCAGUCAUUUGUUUUGGGUGUGAAUGAUUUCUGAACCAGGUGUUACAUGUGAUUAUUUUGUUUUCCGUGAGUUUAAUGCACUGUUGCUUGGGGGCAAGCAACGCUCAAGUGUGGGGAGAUUUGAUAGGCCCGUUCCGUUCCUAUCUUUUCACCCAUAUUUUGGGUGUUAAUUGUCUAAUUUUUAUAAUUAAUCGGGUGACUAUUGGGGGUUUGAUUGAAAAUUUGUUAUUUUUCGGUCCCGGUGGCAUUCAUUUUCAGUUUAGUAGUUUUCCACACAAUUUGACAUUUUUGGAGUAAUUUGAUUGUUAAAUUGCAUGUUAUUAGCGAGUAUAGUGAGUUGUGACUUUACAGACUGAAGUUUGCGGUGAAUAACACAUUUUUGUUAAGGCCCGACAAUGAGAGGACUUUUGCUAAAUAUUGGGCUCAACCCAAAUGAAAAAAGGGACAGCAGCACCAACUAGCAGCCCAAAAAGAGAAAAAGAUGAGCUGAGUUUUAAUCCCGAGAAAAGGAGCCGCAGGAGCAACUUCUAUUCCAUUCAUUCUCCUUAUCUUCACAAAAACGCAACAGUUAGAAGACCAAGCACCUGCAAUUUUUCUUUUCUGUUCAUUUAGCAACAAGCAGUAGGUAGAAAUUUUUCCUUUCGUUUCUGGUCAAUUAGCCGCAGCAAGCCUCAAGAAUCUGGGAGGGCUCUAAACUUCACUUUUCUUUCAAUUGCUUCCCUUCUAAUUUAGAUUUUGAGCAAGUAUUGUAAGUUUACUCAUCAUUUACAUCAUUAGUUCUUGAAUUUGGAUUGAAUUUCGAAUAUGUUUGUCUCCAAGUAGUAAUUUCAGAUUUUCCAUUAAGUACUCAUAAUCCAGUUUUUAUCUAGCUCCUUAUCAUGCUAAUCAAUAUUAUUGUGAUGUUAAUUUUAAUUAUGAGUAGCUAAUUUCAUAUAGGGUUUGAAUUGGGGCUAGGGUUCAUGGGUUCUUGAGGGUGUGAAUUUAGUUUUUUGAAAUUCAAUUAAUUUUCUGGAACAUUGUAUGAGACUAGUCAUAAUUGUCUAUAUGAAUUUGAUCACCUCAUAUAUGAAUUUCUGGAUUUAAUUCAAUUCUUGUCUAUGAGAAAUUGAGUUAAAUUAGCUCGGAUCUUGUACAAGCAAUUUGAUCUUAGAAAUAAGUUAGGAUUGUGAAAAUAUGAUUUAAUUCUUGUCUAUGAGAAUUUAUUUCAUUUUCUUUCCAGGAGUAAUUGAGAAUUAAUUAACUUAAUUCUAAUCCCGAAAGAACACCCAGAACCCGAACCGUCCAAUUUGAACCCUGUUUUAAUAUUCUGAAUCAAUUUACUUAUUUUUUUCAUCUAUUUAUUUUUGCACUUGCUGUUAGUUAAUUUUUUUAAUCACCCAUAAAAAAGAAAUUAUUCGGAAAGAUUACCAUGACUUGUGCUAGCCUGUGAUCACAGAUUGUAUUUAAAACUUCCUUUUUGCCACUCCUUGAGAGACGAUACUCGUGGUCUGGUUAUUCUUCGGAUUAGCCAACUACGUUUUACUCACUAA
Messenger RNA from Cuscuta epithymum, 7486 nucleotides. NCBI's taxonomy places the organism in Eukaryota, Viridiplantae, Streptophyta, Magnoliopsida, Solanales, Convolvulaceae. The record is from the annotation of a GenBank genome assembly.